Molecule: messenger RNA, 1413 nt
Organism: Chaetomium strumarium
Lineage: Eukaryota; Fungi; Ascomycota; Sordariomycetes; Sordariales; Chaetomiaceae
Product: Mo25-like protein
Exons: 4
Coding region: 127-1239 (370 amino acids)
Biological process (GO): intracellular signal transduction
Molecular function (GO): protein serine/threonine kinase activator activity
Source: RefSeq, a predicted model, not a curated record
AAGGGCGGUUGGCAUCUUUGAAGCUCACAGCAAACUUGAACCCCCCACUGUUGUGUUAUCGCUUGUUGAGGGAGCUGCAGCGAUCGCCAAACCGUUGACCCCGCGGCGCCCUCGACAGCCGACAAAAUGUCCUUCUUCUUUGGGAGAACACGCACGAGAACAAAUACGGUAGAUCUUGCCAAGCAGGCGCGAGACCAUGUAACAAAGCUCGAGGGGCCGCAAGGGGCCGCAAAGGCCGAAGAACUCGCAAAGGUGCUUUCACAGAUGAAACAGGUGCUACAGGGCACGCAUGAGGCCGAACCAAAUCCCGAGCAGAUUGCCCAAUUGGUGACGGGCAUGAUCGAAGAAGACCUCCUGUACCUCCUCGCCGUGCACCUCCACCGACUGCCGUUCGAGUCUCGAAAGGACACCCAAGUUAUCUUCUCGUACGUCUUCCGCUUCCGGCCGCCAACGGGGCCGCAACGACCCGAGCCGCUCGCCCUGGCCUACGUCGUCGAACGGCGGCCGCAGGUGCUGGUCGAGCUGUGCAGGGGCUACGACCACAAGGAGAGCGCCACGCCCGCGGGGACAGUGCUGAGGGAGGUGCUGAAGAGUGAGGCGGCUGCGGCCAUAAUUCUGUACGACGACGGCGAUGAGCCCGGGUCGAGUUCCCGGGGCGUGGGCGGGAUCAACCCGGACCGGCCACAGAGCGGCCGCGGCGUGUUCUGGAACUUCUUUGACUGGAUUGACAAGAGCUCGUUUGAGGUCAGCGCGGAUGCGUUUACAACCUUCAGGGAACUGAUCACCAAGCACAAAGAGCUGGUCCCACGGUACCUCGCCGUCAACUUCGACCUCUUCUUCGCGCGGUACAACAGCGUGCUGGUGCAGUCCAACAGCUACGUCACCAAGCGCCAGUCGAUCAAGCUGCUCGGUGAGAUCCUGCUGGACCGCGCCAACUACAACAUCAUGACGGCCUACGUCGACAGGGGGGAGCACCUCAAGAUCUGCAUGAACCUGCUGCGUGACGACCGCAAGAUGGUGCAGUACGAGGGCUUCCACGUUUUCAAGGUGUUCGUGGCGAACCCGCACAAGUCAUUGCCCGUGCAGAAGAUCCUGAUUAUGAACCGGGACAAGCUCCUGCACUUCCUGUCGCACUUCCUGGAGGACCGCACCGAGGACGAGCAGUUCAUUGAUGAGAGGGAGUUUCUGAUCAAGCAGAUCCGGAAUAUGCCGCCCGCUCCCGUGCCACCUCAGCGGUAGGGCCGGUGGUAAGCAGAUAAGGGGUUUUUUUUUCUACUGCUGUGUGGCUUGUGAGAGAGAAGGCGUCGGGCGUAAUGACAAACCAGGGCUAGCUAGGUGUUUCAUGAUGCAUGAUGAGCAUUGCGUGGUAAUAGGGUAAAUAUUCAAUACUACUGCUUUUGAUGACAGAUGUUG